GGUUGAUCAUGGCGCAAAUUAACUACAACCUCGACAAAAACCUGGACCCACUGUGGUUCGCUUACCGCCACAACAGAUCAACUGUGGAUGCGAUCUCGCUGGCCUUCCACUCCGCUCUGGACCACUUGGACAACAAUAACCUAUAUCAGGCUGUUAUUUAUUGAUUACAGCUCGGCAUUUAAUACAAUCAUCCCCUCCAAGCUGGUUACCAAACUCACAGAACUGGGUCACUGCCCAUCCCUCUGCAAUUGGAUCCUCGACUUCCUCAUUCACAGACCACAGUCUGUUCGUCUUGUUGGAAAUGUGUCAGACUCGAUAACAAUCAGCACGGGAGCACCUCAGGGCUGCAUGCUCAGCCCCCUGCUGUACUCACUCUAUACUCAAGACUGCAUAGCUGGUCAUAGUGCGAACUCCAUCAUCAAGUUCGCUGAUGACACCACUAUUGUGGGACGUAUCACUGAUGGGGAUGAUUCAGUAUAGAAGAGAGAUCGAGCAACUGUCCUUAUGGUACCAGCGCAAUAACCUGGCCCUCAACACCAGCAAAACCAAGGAACUGAUUGUGGACAUUGGAAGGAGUAGGAUGGGGACCGUUUAUAUCAACGGGUCGAUGGUUGAAAGGGUCAAGAGCUUCAAAUUCCUGGGCAUGCACAUCUCUGAAGAUCUUUCCUGGUCCGAGAACACUGAUGCAAUUAUUAAGAAAGCACAUCAGCACCUCUACUUCCUGAGAAGAUUACGGAGAGUCGGUUUGUCAAGGAGGACUUUCUCUAACUUCUACAGGUGCAGAGUAGAGAGAAUGCUGACCGGUUGCAUCGUGGCUUGGUUCGGCAACUUGAGCGCCCUGGAGAGGAAAAGACUACAAAAAGUAGUAAACACUGCCCAGUCCAUCAUCGGCUCUGACCUCCCUUCCAUUGAGGGGACCUAUCGCAUUCGCUGCCUCAAAAAGGCUGGCAGUAUCAUCAAGGACCCACACCAUCCUGGCCACACACUCAUCUCCCUGCUACCUUCAGGUAGAAAGUACAGGAGCCUGAAGACUGCACUCGGACAAAACUCUGAACAUUAAAGGCCCAUUAUCUGUUAUUUGCACUUCAUCAGUUUAUUUAUUCAUGUGUGUCUAUAUUUAUAUAAUGGUAUAUGGAUACGCUGAUGUGUUUUGUAGUCAAUGCUUACUAUAUUUAGUUGUGCUGAAGCAAAGUAAGAAUUUCAUUGUCCUAUCAGGGACACAUGACAAUAAACUCUCUUGAAUCUUGAAUCUUGAAAUUUCCAAGAGUAAAAAAAUACUCAUGAUGAAGUACCACGCGUUUGAUUUACUUUUUUUAACUCGGGAGAACUCUUGUGUAAACUCGCAUUGUGGGACAGGGGCUUAAACUGCAUUGUUAGCAUUUUUUUUGUUUGGUAAAUAGAGAGAUUGUGAGUGAUGCGAGUAUAUCUCAUUGGUUUGACCCAAAGAGGCAAAAGAUACAUCAAGGUCUGUGGAUCACACACGUGAGGUAGUUGUCCUGUUUCUUAUUUUGGUGCUGACUUUCAGUGAUUUCACGAAGUUGCUUGUUGGCCAUGGAUGGAUGUGGUCGCAGUUCACCGCAACAGAUAUUGGAACAUACUGCCUCCAUUUUAGGGUGCAGUAUUACCGAUGAGAAGCUUGCAAUUCAUUUGGAUCAAGAAGAUGAACUGCAACAUUUUAGAGAUCAAUUUCAUAUCCCCAAAAUGAAAGACUUGCCUUCCACUGACCCAGCUUUGGUAAAAGGGGAGGAAGAGUGUGUUUACUUGUGUGGACACUCCCUUGGACUGCAACCAAAGAAAACAAAGGCUUAUAUAAAUGAAGAGCUUGACAACUGGGCUAAAACAGGUGUCCAUGGUCAUUUCCAUGGUUCUUAUCCUUGGGCAUUAGCUGAUGAAUGUCUUGUUGAACUAAUGGCUAAUAUAGUUGGUGCUAAAAAAGAAGAAACUGCAUUGAUGAAUGGACUGAGUGUGAACUUGCAUCUCCUGUUGCUGUCCUUCUACAAGCCAACAUCAAGCAGACAUAAGAUUCUUAUGGAAGCAAACGCAUUUCCUUCUGAUCAUUAUGCAGUGGAGUCUCAAAUCCGUCUUCAAGGUCUGGAUCCCAAGAAAAGCAUGUUUUUGCUGUCUCCUGCAAAGGAUGAAGAGACUCUGAGCACAGACGACAUUUUAUCUACAAUAGAAAGGGAAGGUGACAGUAUUGCUGUGAUACUGUUCAGCGGAGUACAAUAUUACACAGGACAGCUUUUUGACAUGGUUUCAAUAACAAGAGCAGGACAUGCCAAGGGGUGUUAUGUUGGCUUUGACCUUGCCCAUGCUGUUGGGAAUGUAGAAGUGCGUCUGCAUGACUGGAACGUAGACUUUGCCUGCUGGUGUAAUUACAAGUAUUUGAAUUCUGGUGCUGGAGCUUUAGCAGGAGCGUAUAUACAUGAAAAACACAAUUUUACCAUAAAACCGACAUUACUUGGUUGGUGGAGCCAUGAUUUAUCAACCAGAUUUCAGAUGGACAAGAAACUGGAUCUAACUCCAGGGGUGAAUGGAUUUCGAAUAUCUAAUCCCCCCAUUUUAUUGAUUCGCUCACUACAGGCUAGCUUAGAGAUCUUCAAUCAAGCUGACAAGAAAGCAUUGCGUAAAAAAUCUGUUUUGCUUACUGGCUACUUGGAGUAUCUGAUCAAACAUUAUCAUUCAAAAGUUCCAGAUAACCCACAGAAACUAUUCAUCAAUAUCAUUACUCCCUCAAAUGUUGAAGAAAGAGGCUGCCAGCUCUCAUUGUUGUUCUCAGACCACAUCAACAAGAUUUUUGUGGAACUCUCAAAGAGAGGUGUCGUCCCUGACAUCCGGGAACCAAUCCUUCGAAUAGCACCUGCACCUCUUUACAACUCCUUUUAUGAUUUAUAUAAAUUUAUCAACAUAUUGAAUGAAUCACUUCAGGUUGUCUCAAACCAGCUGAAAGAUGGAAUGUAAAAAGUGUUGUGCAAAAUUCCAUUUUGCAAGAAGCAGCUCCAUGCUACAGGAAAGUAUUUAGCCUAAAUUUAUGCUGCUGGCUUUGCGCAUUCUGGGGGAAAAUAAACAAGAAUUCAGAAACUGUUUUUCUUAAAUAAAGAAAUUAUUGCCUCAAAUGAAUAAAUUUAGAACAAGUGCAAAUUUCAUGGUGCAGUCUCACGAUAACAAUCAUUAUUUAAUAUUCAAGCUAAUAAUACACCAGUAAUUAAUCUGUGAGCUUUGAUCAAUAAACUUCAGUCUUUACUCUCAGGUAUCUAAAUUAGUCUAUUGCUACAUCCUUCUGCACGUUACCUAAUUAAGUGGCUAUCUAAUUGUCUCCAAAACAUAAUGAUUGUAAGGCCAAUGAUAUCAAUGAUUUCAACCAUACUCUGUAUUAAAAAAAGAUCCCUCAACUCGACUUUUCUCUCACCUUAAACCUACUUGUUUUUGAUAUUCCUACCAUGGGAAAAAUGAUUUUGACUAUUGACAUUAUCUAUGCCUCCAAAGAAAACAAAUACAGUUUAUCUGAUUUCUACCUAUAACUAAUGUUCUCCAAACCAGGCAAAAUCCUGGUGAAAUUUCUCUUCACUCUGUCCAGGGCUGUUGCAUGUGUGCAAACCAUAACUGCGUACAAUAUUCCCAAGAGCAGUCUAACCAGUGCUUUCUAAAUUGACAAGAUCAUGUCCCAACUUAAUAUUCUAUGCCCAAAACUAUGAAAUCAAGCAUACGAUGUGUCUUCUUCACCAUCCUCUCUACCUGGGUUGUCACUUUCAGGGAAAUAUAGCUUUUCACCCUUACUAGAACUUACUGCUCCCAAUAUACUUUUGUUGACCCUUUUGCAUGCUAUUGGUAGCAAUGUUACAACAUUUUGAGAUUUAAAAAAUCAAGUCUGCAAUUUAUCCCAUCCGAUAAAGCAUAAAAAUAAGUUUAAUUCGACACCUAAUUCACUUUCAUAUCUUCAGUAUUAAAAAAGUUAUGGCCAUUUUCAUAUUCUGAAAUUAGCAUCUUGUUCCCUAUUGCUUUUCCAUUGACUUAACUCAAAAGCUGUGAUCGAGGACAGUCAAAAGCCCAUAACUUUCUUACAAAUUAAGAGAACUGAAUGAACGUAUGAAUAUUGAAUUCGUUAAUUUUAUUUACUAAUAUUGUACAUUAGUAACUGUAGUUCACUUUCACUGUACCUCAGUACACAUGACAAUAAAUUGAACUAAACUAGUUUAGUUUAGUUUAGUUUAGUUUAGUUUAGAGAUACAGUAUGGAAACAGACCCUUCAGCCCACCAAGUCCAUGCCAGACAUCGAUCACCCGUACAUCAGUUCUAUGUUAUCCCACUUUUACAUCCUACAUGUCGGAGGCAAUUUACAGAAUCAAAUUAACCUACAAACCUACACAUCUUUGGUAAGUGGGAGGAAACACACGCGGUCACAGGGAGAACAUGCAAACUCCGCACAGACAGCAUCUGUAGUCAGGAUCAAACCCAGGUCUCAGGCACUGUGAGGCACCAGCUCUAACUCGCCAGCACUGUGAUACCUCUGCACCAUUGUGGCGCCCCAAUCUGAAAUUCUAUUGUGAAAGAGAAUUUAUUGAAAUCUAGUCUUUAACAGCCAAGAUAUGAGUACAGUGGGAGAACCAUAAAAUUUAUAUUGAUUUAGUACAACAUAAGUAUGAAUAAAAUUGCCAUUUGUGCAUUAAUCUGCUCUGUUUUCUAUAAUUUCUGUAAUGCAAAGCAGGAUAGCAAUAAUGGAUAAAAAAAUACUAAAUGUUAAACAAUCACUUUAUUUUAAAAGAUACAAUCGCAGGUUAAAAUGAAAUGAUCAUCUUUUCAGUCACAGAUAUACUCAGCAUUUUAGUUUUAAUAUCUUGACGUUGAACUGCUUUGACUGUCAAAGCUUGCUAAAACAUGGGGCAUGCCAAAUUGUCUUACAUUCUAUCAGCAUCUGUAAGUCUGUAUGUUGUUCAUAACAUAUCUUAUUGUCACUGAUUAUGCAGCCAUCAUUUUCAAAACCCAUCCAUUAAAAUGAUUGGACAAGAA
This is a messenger RNA of Leucoraja erinaceus (little skate), 5004 nucleotides long. It is a transcript of the gene kynu, whose product is annotated as kynureninase. The record is from RefSeq and is a predicted model, not a curated record. Lineage: Eukaryota; Metazoa; Chordata; Chondrichthyes; Rajiformes; Rajidae. Gene Ontology annotation, cellular component: cytoplasm. Gene Ontology annotation, biological process: NAD+ biosynthetic process. The coding region runs from base 1552 to 2958 and encodes 468 amino acids. The transcript has 14 exons. Gene Ontology annotation, molecular function: kynureninase activity; pyridoxal phosphate binding.